Molecule: messenger RNA, 9987 nt
Organism: Monodelphis domestica (gray short-tailed opossum)
Lineage: Eukaryota; Metazoa; Chordata; Mammalia; Didelphimorphia; Didelphidae
Gene: GPR161
Product: G protein-coupled receptor 161
Biological process (GO): G protein-coupled receptor signaling pathway
Cellular component (GO): plasma membrane; recycling endosome
Molecular function (GO): G protein-coupled receptor activity
Source: RefSeq, a predicted model, not a curated record
GGCUGAUGGAGGAGGCCGAAGAUGGUCUAUGAUGAGUCUGAAAGAGGAGGAAGAGGAGAUUUAGAGUUGACCGUAAAGCCGAAGGAAUUAUACUUUUUUUCUUUUUAAGACAGAAACAAGUCAUUGAAAAAUAUCUAAGGGGGCCAGAAAGGAGAGAUGCGGAUGGGGAGGCUCGGAAGGGAAAUGGAGGAUGAAAGAAUAGGUAAGAGGGAGUUUGAAAAGGCUAAAUCCGGAAAUGAGGAAUAGAGAUGGGAAAAGGGAAAGCACAAAGCUGAAGAGAGAAGGAAAAAAGCAAUAAGGCGGCGGGGCGGGAUGGAAUGAAGGGAAAAAGCCGGGGAGGGCGAAGGGGAACGAGGAGGCAAGUCAGUGCCCAUGGGAGGAGGGAUUGCAAAGACAGUUUAGAGCGCAGACCCAAGGAAAGAAAAGCUGGAAACAGGGCCCGAAGAAGAGUUAAGUAGGGGUAAGAAGAGGGUCGCAGCAGUGCCCGGAGCAGGCCCGGGGUGGGGAGUGGGACUAGGUGGGCACAAGAGAUGGACAAGAGACACAAAGAGUGACGGGGAGAGAGGAGGACAAGAACCCGGAGGAUGUGUUGGGAAUGUAGGAGAGGAAGUGCAGAAAAGGAGCCUCCCCCCAUCCUUAGAAAGGGUGGUCAUGGAUGCUGCUGAACUGGCCCCAAGGGGAUUGAUUUCUGCCCAAGAGCACCCCACAGAUCAGUCUGCCUCCCUCGGCUUGGCUCAGUGCCCCCGCCCUGGGAGAGGGGUGUGGAAAGAAGCAGCCUCACAGCCCAUGGAUCUCAGGACAUCGAGGACAAGGUGAGCAGCAUCGUGGUCUGGCAUCUAGGAAAAACACAUGACACCUGCAGCCUCUGGAGGUUCCUAGACUCUUGGAGCUGGAAGGGACAUCAGGCGGUCAGCAGCUGGGCCUGGAGGGAUUUGCAGCCUCAUCUCCCUCAGGGAGAGAGCAGCGUUUUCCUUGGGCAGAAAGAUCUUCAGAGAAGAGACUGUAACCUUCCUGGGUGAGGAAAUUGAGGUGGAGAGAGUGUAAGUGAACAUGAUAUUCUGGAGAGCCACAGAACAUUGGGGAAGCAGGAUAAGUCUUCAGCAGAACAAUCCUGGGAAUAACUACUGCAAGUGAUUAAGCCAUCCAGCAUGUUCUUCCUGUUUCACCACGUGGCAUGCUGACCAUGAGCAUCAACUCCUCUCUCAGCCACGGGAAGGAACUGGCCAACGUCCCAGGCUCCGAGGGAGAGGACGGGGCAGUCACCAUCACGGAGUCCAUCGCCAUCAUUAUCAUCGCCAUCUUCGUCUGCCUGGGGAACUCCGUGAUUGUGUUCACCCUAUACAAGAAGUCCUAUCUCCUGACGCUCAGUAACAAAUUUGUCUUCAGCCUCACCCUGUCUAACUUCUUGCUGUCUGUGCUGGUGUUGCCCUUCGUGGCGACAAGCUCCAUCCGGAGAGAAUGGAUAUUCGGGGUGGUCUGGUGCAACUUCUCCGCCCUCCUGUAUCUGCUGAUCAGCUCUGCCAGCAUGCUGACCUUGGGCGUCAUUGCUAUUGAUCGCUACUAUGCUGUCCUUUAUCCCAUGGUAUACCCCAUGAAGAUCACUGGGAAUCGGGCUGUGCUUGCCCUAGUCUACAUCUGGCUCCACUCCCUCAUCGGCUGCCUCCCCCCCUUGUUUGGCUGGUCAUCUGUGGAGUUUGAUGAAUUCAAAUGGAUGUGUGUGGCCGCCUGGCACCGGGAGAUUGGGUACACAGCCUUUUGGCAGAUCUGGUGUGCUCUGUUGCCCUUUGUGGUCAUGGUGGUGUGCUAUGGCUUUAUCUUUCGUGUGGCCAGGGUGAAGGCUCGCAAGGUCCACUGUGGUACAGUGGUCAUCGUGGAGGAGGAUGCCCAAAGGAAUGGGAGAAAGAACUCGAACACCUCCACCUCCUCCUCAGGCAGCAGGAGGAACACUUUCCAAGGAGUGGUCUACUCUGCCAACCAGUGCAAAGCACUCAUAACCAUCUUGGUAGUGAUUGGGGCAUUUGUUGUUACAUGGGGUCCCUACAUGGUCGUCAUCACUUCUGAAGCCCUUUGGGGGAAGAAUAGUGUCUCUCCUGCCUUGGAGACCUUGGCCACGUGGUUAUCUUUUACCAGUGCCAUCUGCCACCCUCUCAUCUAUGGACUUUGGAACAAGACAGUGCGUAAAGAACUACUAGGCAUGUGCUUUGGAGACCGAUAUUACCGAGAGCCAUUUGUCCAGCGACCUAGAACUUCUAGACUGUUCAGCAUCUCCAACAGGAUUACAGACCUAGGACUAUCACCACAUCUUACCGCCCUGAUGGCAGGAGCGCAGCCACUGGGUCAUAGUAGCAGCACUGGGGACACUGGUUUCAGCUGCUCACAGGAUUCAGGGACUGAUGUGAUGCUACUUGAGGAUUACAGUUCCGAUGACAAUCCUUCGCGUUGUACUUGCCCUCCCAAGAGACGGAGUUCAGUGACCUUUGAAGAUGAAGUAGAACAAAUGAAAGAAGCUGCCAAAUCCUCCAUUCUCCACGUGAAGGCCGAAGUGCACAAGUCCCUGGACAGCUAUGCAGCCAGCUUGGCCAGAGCCAUUGAAGCCGAUGCCAAGAUUAGCAUGUUUGGGGAGGAGGCUCUGCCUGGAGUACUAUUGGCAACUCGGACUGUGCCGGGGGGAAGCUUUGCGAGCCGCCGAGGCAGUCGAACUCAUACUAGCCAGAAGCUGCAGCUGCAGAGCAUUGACGAAGGAAACAUUUAGCUUUGAGACCAUCAGUGAGAGUCCGGAGACACCAGUCGGGGCAGGGACUAUAUACCAUUCUAUAUGAUGCCAAGAAAUCAAAACCCUUACCAAUGAAGCUGGGGCCCUGGAUUGACACACUUGGUUUUUAAAGGACAAUGUGGGGAGCUAAUAUGCAAGCACCAAAAAAAAGAAAGAGAGAAAAAAUGACAAAAUUGCUACAGUUGGGAACUAAUUUAGGAUUAUUGUUAAGCUGUAGCCAAUCUUCUAGGUUCUGAUAACCUUUUAUCCCUGAAGGGAGCCAAGGCACAUAGACAAACAGAUGUAGCCUGGCUCUGCUUUAUUUGGAGAGGACAGUGUUGUCAGGUCCACGAAAUUGGGGCAGAGAAAUUUGAAUGUAGCACAGUCACCCUGGUGAGUGGGCUGCUUUACUCAUCACCUUCUUUACUUAGGGAUCCUCAGAGUGGGUUGUACUAAGAACCUUAGAAAGAGGCGCAUGCACUUUCUGGAGAGGGCAUCCUUCUCCAUCUUCCCCAAGGGCAUUGGAUGAGUGUCUUGUUCUUUGGGUUGGUUUGUGUCCUUGGGUCCUGUGUGCUGUGAUUCAGUGCACGCUGGGGAGAAAGAAAAGCGGAGGGCUUGUCCAGCAGAAUGACCAGCACAUGAAGAAUUAAGAGUCCUAAGAGCUGGUGUCCAAGCUAUCCACCUAGCUGGUUUGUGGGUGCUUGUGGCUAACGCUACAGGGGGAACUGAGUUUGUCCUUGCCAGAGAGUAGAUUGAGGACCAGAUCAUUCAAUUUGCUCAUCCAAGGGUGUUUCUAUUUCACAAGAAAGGGGAAAAACCACUAUUCAUAAGACAGAAGCAGGGUCAUUGAGCUCGUUUUUCCAAUUGAAAACUUUCGGUUAAUGGCAGAGACUCGGUAGUAGAAAUGGUGCUCAGUGCAACCAUACAAUGCAGCUCAUUUUUAUUUGGGGAUGAAGUUAUCCUCUCAAUCCUCACUUAAAUGGAUUUCUAUUUGUGAUAUAAGUGAUCUUAGGACAGGACUAGAUGGUCCAAAAGCUAGUCAUUGCUUUUCAAGAUAUACCCCAGGACUUUGUAGUCAUUUUUCUUUCACAUUGAAGGAGAGAAUGAACAUGGGGCCAGGGAACAGUAUUUGUAUCUUAGAAUCAAAAGUUUUAGUGUAGGCAAGGAAGGGACUACCUGGGGCAUUUUUUUUUCAAUCUACCUUUCCACUAAUUGCAUAGUCUCCAGGGGAAGACCGGCCAAAAGGAAAUGUAGGAAAGAAGGAUCUCAAUUGUAGAGUUCUUCAAAGGUACCAAGAACAGUGAGAAUGCGAGUUUCCUAAAGCCAGAUUUUUCUUAGUUUUACCUUAGAGAUUUGGCCUGAAGAUUCCCAUAAAUUCCCAACUGAACCUAAGAUUUCAGAAGCAUUGGUUCCUUUCCUGUCAUUUCCCUUGACCUGGAUAGGGUGGGAUUUUCUUAGGGAGAAAAAGAGCCAUUCGUCAUUUGGGGGUUUGGACCGAGUAUGACUGAGACAGCAUGCAAUGGUGUAAGAAAGUUGUAUAGAAACCCAGAAGACCUGGAUUCUAGACCUUCUUCUAAUGCAUACUGGUUGUGUGACCCAGAACAAGUGAUGUAGUCUUAGUCUUCUAAGUAACCUUCUAAUAAGACUGUAAAUUUUAGAGAAGGUGCCAUCCUGCAUUGGUAAUAGAGGCAACUUCCUUACCCCCAGGAGUUCCCUAGACUUAAGAAAUCACAGAUCCAGUCACUCGCUCUCUGACCAGCUAGGUCUUAAAAGUGGUCCAGCUGUAUCUGCUUUCAAGUAACCAUUCUCCAAAGUUCUCUGUCCUUGUGACACUUCCAUAUGGGACACAGCUGAAUUUGGAGGGUGGAAGCAUUACACUUUUUAUGCAAUCAUAGUAUCCACUCUGUAGAGCAAUGGGGUAAGUAAAAAGCAUCCUUAGUUGUGUCUUGUAAAAGGUCUUAUGGUAUUGGCCCACGGUGAAAUCUUGCUAUUCUCCCCUUUUGAGAAUGAGACCUUGGUUAACAUUUAUCAAAUUUUUACCCUCUUAUGUCAUAUGAAGAUGAGAUUGUGCUUAGCAGAUGGACAAAUGGCAGGAGAGCCCCUGAACUGGACAGCAAAGUAGGGAUCUCAGAAGAUGUUAAACCAGCCGGAAUCACAACUGACUUAGAGGGUGAAAUUGAAAGGGAAUCCGUGUGAAGUUCUACCCUUGGGUUAAAAAAAUCAGGUGCAUUAUGAGGGAGUUCUGGCUAGACAAGAGAUUUCAUGGAGAUUGAGUGGACGAGUCCAUUGUGCCGUGUGAUACGGCAACCAGAAAAUACUAUGGUAAUCAUAAACUGCAUUCAGUGAAACAAUGUCCACAAUGAGGGAGUUUAUAGGAUCAUGCAUCUGGGAAGUUCUGUCAUAUCCUUCAUUUGCUGAUAAGGAACCCAACCUCAAGGAGCUUAAAUGACUUGCCAAAGGUCCUUUGUUGGAAUUUGAACCCUACUCUUGUCUCCAGAGUCAGAGCCUUUGCACCAUGCAAUUAAAAACAAAAACCCUUAACCUUCCGUCUUGGAGUCAAUACUGUGUAUUGGUUCCAAGGUAGAAGAGUGGUAAGGGCUAGGCAAUGGGGGUCAAGUGACUUGCCCAGGGUCACACAACUGGGAAGUGUGAGGCAAAUUUGAACCCAGGACCUCCCAACUCUGUGCCUGUUUUGGGCCAGCCAUCUAGCUGCCCCCUGCACAGUGCCAUCCAUAGGGCUACUGUACUCUGGACUUGACUCACAUCUGGAGUCCAGAGUUGUGAAGGCUGCUGACAAAUUAGAGCAGAUGUAGUGGAGGAAGACCAGUUUAAUGCGAGGCCAUACAACGAUUGAUUCAAGACCUUAGGGAUCAUUUGCUUGGAGAAGAGAAGGCUUUUAGGGAGGCCAUGACUCUUCAGGUAUCAGGCUGCCAUGUUAGAAGAGUAAUUAUACAUGCAAUCAGUCCCAGAGGGCAGAAUGGCAAGCAAUUGAGUAGAAACGAGAGAGAAAUAUAUUUAGGUUCAAUGUAAAGAAAAGCUUAUUUUCGUCAAUGAAAGCUUGUCCAAAAAUGGACUAGGCUCUGUUAGGAAAUGGUGCCUUCUCUGUUAUUGCAAGUCUCCAAGUGGACAUGGAACAGCAACUUGUUAGAGAGGCCGUAGAGGGAAUUUCUGUUCCGAUGGCCUCCCAUGUCCCAGUUCUAAGAAUCUGAAGGCCAUUCUAAGUGGAGAGGAGAUAUGCAGAAGCAAGAAAGGCUGUCAACUGCCGAACCCUCCUGGGAGAUGUGAAAGUUCAUCAGAUCUUUGCAUCUCCCACCCCACCUGUCUGUAAUUCCUGAUAUCAGAAAAACAUUUCUUUCUAAAACAUCCUCGUCUUCAUUUUCCUUAGAAUUUACCUGAGACAGUGUUUAUAAGGGCUUGUAUUUCUGACCAGCCACUAGGGACAAAAGGAUGGAACUGGGACAAGUGACAAAGGAUGAAGAGAUAGUCUCUGACAUUUCACCACUGUCUCCCAUGUUGAGCCCAGCUGCUGGGGGAAGGAAGGGUGCUCUGGAAUAAUAGGGUACACCAUCUGCCAGGUUAUCUUGAAUUUUUUCAGUGCAUCAAAAGAAUUUUUGGAGGGUGGAUAGUCCAGAGGAUGUCUUUUCCCUGAGUGGCUAAAGCUCCGGGGAAAAUUGCCCUGGGAAGCCAGCUGGCACUCAUGAAUUUAGGUUAACGGACAGUAUUAAGAUUCAUAUAAAUCUCUCUUCUUCAGUUUAGUUUUCUACAAACUAGUGGGUGCUUUAUCUUGCCUUGUAAAUUACCUUAUUCAAGUUCAUGGGUAGGGAAAAUGUGUACUAUGGCAAAUCCUAAGAUUUUCCUUUGUGUUCAGAAGAAUCUGACCUAAGAGAAUUUCAUGGAAACCACCUGUCUGCCUAGACAAGGCAGUGUAAAAAAACAAAACUAAACUAACUUGGACUCUCCCAGUUCAGUUGAGAUUUCUGGCCACAUAAACUCCAUCCACGCUUGUAGUGUCACUGUUAAAAUGAGAAAACCUCUCACGACAAGAUGGAAAGCUAUUAAUCUUCCAGUUGUCUGACUACUCACCUGAGUCAUGACUCUAAGGUUGCUGCCUUCUCACAGUAAUUCAGGGCACUUUAUGGGCUGUUAAGCCUCCUGACUGCUUUCUCUCUUUUUACUCUGCUACAAAGUCUUAGAGCUUCAGUGAUCAUUCAGCACUACCAGUGUUUAGGAACAAGAGCCUCAUAGGCUGAGGGUUUUUAAGGACUUUGGGGCAAGCAGUUGGUGGUACUUGAGGGACACACUAUUGACUUCUCCAUCUUAGGGGAAUAGAUGUUCAGAGUCACUGAAAACGAUCACUUAUCUUCAUUGAAAAAUGGGUUUAGGAGGAGGGAUUAGGGUAACGGAUGCAAGUUUGGGAGAUUUGUAUACAUUUCAUACAAAGAAAUUGAGGGAUUGUAUAUAUUUUGUACAAAAAAAUCCACAAAUGACAGUUACAACAUAUAUCAACCUUGCAGAGAAGUACAAAAAAGUGCCCUUUGCAGGUUUCCCUGUGUGUGAUAUUGAAUUAAGCCAAAUGUUUUUCAGUUCUUGCCCUCAAUAUAUGGUUAUAGGCCUGGACAGGAGGAAUUUAUCAGCCAAGCUAAAUGUGCCCAGGCAAAUCCAUCAGCUGUGUCCACUUCAUGCUUUAAGGAGAUGCUUGAAAUUCAGUGCAUGAAGCCUGGUGGUAUAGGUAAGGCGUACCAUCGCUUCUAAUUCUUCUGAGCUCUAAAAACAAUUUCAAGAAUGUAGAGCACUCCACUGGAAGAUGUGUGAAGAGACAAAAGAUAGGAAAGAGUGAGGGUCCAGAGGCAGAGCCCUCUUUUUUGGCUAUACAUGUAGGAACAUGAUGUGGCUUAGAGAUCAUCUGGAUUAAGGAGUCUUAACAUUUUUUGUAUUAUGGAUGGGCUCCCUUGGCAAGCUAGCGAAGCCUAUGGUACCCUUCUCAGAAAAAUAUUGUAAAUGCUUAAAACAAAGUACCUAGAAUUCCAGAAGGAAUUCAAUUCUGUUGAAAUAAUCAGCAUUUUUAGAAAAUGAGUUCACAGACCUUAAGUCAAGAACUGAUCUCAUCCUCGUAGAUAAGGAAACUCUUCCAAGGUCACAUACUUAAGUGUAAUGAUUCAAGAUGGAGUUGUCUUUCUAAUGGGUUAGGGAGGGAAGAAGCCCUCUCUGUGCAGCUCAAAAGACAUGGAAGCAUUCAGAGAAAGACACUGAUGCCAGAAGACCAAGCCAACUGACUUGUACAGAGGAACAUUCUCCAGACUUUGGCAAACUGAAGAACAUGGGCUCUGUGGAGAGUAUUUGUUUGUAUGACCUUAAGAAACCAUAUACCCACAGGAGAUGGUGGGAUUGGCUCAGAGCACAAGCUAAAUCUUCACAGAUUACAAGAGCACAACUUUGGCCAGUGUUAUGUUUAUGUACGCGUAUCACAAAAUCACCGUGUUCAUUUUGCUCAAAAACUCUUCAACCUUUUCCCCGAACAGUGUUAGCCAGUAGAGAAUUUUAAAUUUCUUUUAUUGAACUGUUGACUUGGGUGUUCUCGCCUUAGCGUUGGAAAAUGCCAGGCAUCAUAGAGAAAAUCAACUCUGGAUAUAGGGUAAAGAUGAGGGAAGGCCAUGUAGUAGCACUGCCAUAUGUGAAUAACGUAGAGGAUGGAAGGCAUUUCUUUGGGAGGUGUAAUGAUGUGCCACUCCAUGACAAAGAGGCAUGACAGGAACGUGUGUGUGUGUGUGUGUGUGUGUGUGUGUGUGUGUGUUGCUUACAUCAUGGAAAGUACCCGUCCAGGAAACCAGUAUUUGGGUUAAAGUUUUGGGAUUUUAAGCAAGCAAAGGAAGAUUUGGGAUUAUUGUAAAUCAGUAUUUAUAAGUAAAUGAAAAUAUACUUUGAGCAGUUUUAUUUCCUUAAUUAAAUAUUUGUUUGGGUAUGUGUGUAUCAGUGUAUAAAAUAUAAAUGACUGACAUUCAUAAGCCUGGGGUCCUACUAUGAGUUUCUCAUAGACAAGCCCAAUCAAUUCCCAACCUCCUUUAAAUUCCUACAUGGUACAAAGGGGAAAGAAAAAUAGAGAGGGGCAGAGCAUCUGCAGGAGGCUCUCCAAUUUUUCCAGGACCUUUAUCCCAUGAAGCACCUAAACUUUUAGAAUAUUAAUUAUGUACUUGUCUACUACUCUCUACUUUUCAAGUCUUCUAGCUUUCUUAUCUCAUUUGUUCCUUAUGAUAUCUCAGUGAGGAGAUGGGGCAGAUACUACUGGCUCCAUUUUGCCCAGAGAUUUGGAGUAACUUGCCCAUGGAACCUUUGGCUAGGUAGUGGCAGAACCUAACGCUGGAAGUUUGGGUUCUGGCCCCAAACACUGUAACUCAGAACACCUCUCCAUCAGUUAGGUCCAUGAUUGCCUGUGUCUUCCAACUCCUUACUCCUACCACCAACCAUGUUGCUAGGUGGGCAAGUAAAGGCUAUUAAUAACCAACAUCCAUAAGCAUGAAAGUCAAUCUUACUGAUGUCUACUUUCCUGGCAGCUUGCCGUUCCAUCCUCUUCCAUCCACUCACAUGGUCAUGAUCCUAAUUCAGAUUGUCAUCACCUCUAACUUGGGACUCCUCAUUGGGCUUCCUACUUUUAGUGUCUCUUCUCCCCAAUCUGUCCACCAGAAAGCUGCCAAACAGACACUCCUAGAGCAUGGGUCUGAACAUGUAACUCCCCUGAUCAAGAAGUUUAAAUGGUUCCCUGUGCCUCCAGGAUAAACUCCUCCCUUUGGACUUUAAUAAUCUGACUCCAAUUUAUAUUUCCCAACCGAUUUCUCGUUCCUCCCUCCUACACACUACAUUCCAGACAAACUGGCUGCUUGAUGUUCCCUCCACAUAUUAUUCAACCUCCUGUGCCUGUGCCUCCCUUCACACCAGCUGUUCCACAAGCAUGGUUAAUGCUUCGCCUCACCUCUGCCUCUUGGAGCCUCCAGCUCCCUUCAAGUCUGCCCACGUGCCACCUCCUAUAAGUGGGCUUUGCUCUUUUAACCAUUGUUAAUACCAUUUCCCUCCCAAAUUAUAUUGUAUUUGCUUUGUAUAUAUUUUGUACUUAUCUGUGUACAUGUUGUUUUCCUCCAGUAGAAUGUAAGCUUGAGGGCAGGAACUAUUUUGUUUUUGUCUUUCUAGUGCCUACAGGGUGUCUUGUACAAAGUAGGCACUUAAUAAAUGUUUGUUGAACUGAA